UUGGACCACUAAAGCACCAGAGAUGUUUGAACAGAACUUCGUCUUCCUCGAACUUUCAUGGACCAUGCGGUAGACCAGUCUAGAAAUGGCGACCGACACUGUGAACUUUGGUCGUUCUUUCAUCCUUCCACCAUGGGUUGGUCCUCCCUAAAAUAUUCCCACGGAGCCCAUGUCUUACAAGUGGUACCAUCACAUGUUUGUUUUAUUAUGGGAAGAAAAUUACGGGGAUAUCGAUUCCAUCACACCCACCUUCUUUCAAUCUCUCUCCCCCAGAUCUAAUCUUGACAAAAAGUCGUCAUCUAUUUUGGAGGCUGCGACUUCUUGCAACGUCCAUAGCAGUCAGAUUGCGCAGUAGCAUCCGUCGGAUUUGUUUAUUUAGAGUCAUCGUGACCGCAAGUGCAUGAUGAAGUCGUAAUUCUCUCUUUCUCACCUUGAAAUCCUCUUUGCCUUAUGAACAGGAGGAUCCUAUUGGAUUCGUCCAUUGAAAGUCCAAGACAUUCAUCAAUCAUAGGACUCACGUGGAGCAGAAAUUUUUGAAAUCUGCACCAUUCGUUUGACGUUGUAAGAUAAAGAUUCUUCUGGUUUUUUAUAGCCCUUGUAGCUGCAUCCUUCUUCAGCUAAUUGCCAGGCAGACGUUGAGUUUGAGCCAUGUUCUUCAAGACUCUUGCUGUGCUCUCUCUACUCCCAGUUUUGGCUUACGCUCAAGAAACCAAUUUUGUGUACAACGGUUUCCGAUCGGUCAGUCUGAGCCUUGAUGGGAUCGCAGGGGUCACCUCCAAUGGCCUCCUGAAGCUGACCAACGACACCAGACAGCAGAAGGGCCACGCCUUCCAUCCAGACCCUGUCCAGCUCAAGAACUCGCCAAGCGGUUCUGUCUACUCCUUCUCCACUGCGUUUGUCUUCGCGAUUCAACCUCAGUAUGCCACUCUAAGCGGCCAUGGGAUCGUCUUCGUGAUCGCGCCCCAGAGAGGCCUCCCCGGGUCCCUGCCGAGCCAAUACCUCGGUAUGUUCAGCGAAACUGACAACGGAAACUCCACCAAUCAUGUGUUUGGGGUCGAACUCGACACGAUCCAGAGCAGCGAGUUUAAUGACAUUAACGAUAAUCAUGUCGGAAUCGACUUGAACGGGUUGACAUCAGCAAUAUCAACUCCAGCGGGGUAUUAUGCAGAUGGUGGGGAGAUCAAUAACUUGACUCUAAUCAGUGGUAAAGAAAUGCAAGUUUGGGUGGACUACAACGGAACUGAAAAGCGGAUCGAUGUCACAUUGGCUCCAAUCAAUGUGCAAAAACCGCAGACUCCCCUUUUGUCUCUUAGGCAGGAUCUCUCGUCAAUCGUCAACCAGAGCAUGUAUGUCGGCUUCUCGUCAUCGACCGGUUCGGUCCUAACUUCUCACUAUGUUCUGGGUUGGAGCUUCAGGGUAAAUGGAGAGGCUCAGGCACUUGCCCAGUCCCAACUUCCUAAGCUUCCUCGGAUCGGUAAGAAGGAGACGUCGAAAGUACUGACUAUAGGGCUCCCGCUGAUGGUUCUUUUCGUUGCAUCGAUGCUGAUCUUGAGCGUGGUUUACGUGAUAAGAAGGAAAAGGAAAUUCGCUGAGGUCCUCGAAGAUUGGGAGAGGGACUACGGCCCGCACCGGUUCAAGUUCAAAGACCUUUACAUUGCGACAAAAGGAUUCCGGGAGCAAGAGCUAUUAGGGACUGGAGGGUUUGGUCGGGUCUAUAGAGGAAUCUUACCCAAAUCGAAGAUAGAGAUUGCGGUGAAGAGGAUCUAACACGAAUCGAGACAAGGCAUGAGAGAGUUCAUAGCGGAGAUCAUCAGCAUUGGUCGGCUCCGUCACCGCAACAUAGUGUCGCUCCUUGGUUACUGCCGCAGGAAAGGGGAGUUGCUCUUGGUUUACGACUACAUGCCCAAUGGGAGCCUCGACAAAUACCUCCAUAACCAGCCAAAAGUGACCCUCAAUUGGAGGCAAAGAUUCAGGGUGAUCAAAGGAGUGGCAUCUGGGCUGCUUUAUCUGCACGAAGGGUGGGAGCAAGUGGUGAUCCAUAGGGAUAUAAAGGCGAGUAACAUCUUGCUAGAUGCCGACUUAAAUGGAAGACUUGGAGAUUUUGGGCUUGCGAGACUAUACGACCAUGGAACCGACCCUCAAACGACUCACGUGGUAGGAACGCUCGGUUAUCUCGCCCCUGAGCACACGCGAACCGGCAAAGCGACUAGGAACACCGACGUGUAUGCCUUCGGAGCAUUUUUGCUUGAGGUUGCCUGCGGGAGAAGGCCGAUAGAGCUUCGGGACGCGGAGGACGUGAUAUUAGUGGACUGGGUAUUUUCUUGCUGGGACAGAGGUGCAAUUCUCGUGGCAAGAGAUCCGAGGUUGGGGGCGGAAUUUGUGGAAGAAGAGAUGGAGUUGGUGCUGAAACUCGGGUUGAUCUGUUCCCACUCCGACCCGUUGAUGAGGCCGAGCAUGCGUCAAGUUUUGCAGUACUUGGAGAGCGAUCUUCCGAUUCCGGAACUGUCGUCCAUCGGCCUUUCCUCAGGCGGAUUAACGUUCGCUCAUCGCGAAGGUUUUGACGAUUUGGCCAUGUCUUAUCCGUCCUCCAUAUACAAGGCAUUUACGCACUCGUCUUCUGUCGCAGAAUCGCAACUCUCGGGUGGACGAUGAGCCUCAUGGUUUAGUUUCUAAUUUAGUUCCAUCCUCUGUAUUUGGGGAAACAUCCGUAUGUCCAGUGGCAUCUUUCUUCUCUCGUAGAAAUCGAUAGGUUGUAAGAUAAGAUCAUGUUCAGAUCUAGAAUACGUAGGCUCUAUGAGUCAUCCUGGUCCUAGUA
Messenger RNA from Eucalyptus grandis, 2815 nucleotides. RefSeq names its product L-type lectin-domain containing receptor kinase IV.1. Gene Ontology annotation, molecular function: carbohydrate binding; ATP binding; protein kinase activity. The record is from RefSeq and is a predicted model, not a curated record. The transcript has a single exon. Gene Ontology annotation, biological process: protein phosphorylation. Gene Ontology annotation, cellular component: plasma membrane. Lineage: Eukaryota; Viridiplantae; Streptophyta; Magnoliopsida; Myrtales; Myrtaceae.